Molecule: messenger RNA, 2455 nt
Organism: Triticum urartu
Lineage: Eukaryota; Viridiplantae; Streptophyta; Magnoliopsida; Poales; Poaceae
Source: RefSeq, a predicted model, not a curated record
CAUUAGAAGGCGGGCUCUUGAUUUGCUGUAUGGCAUGUGUGAUGUUACAAAUGCAAAGGAAAUUGUUGAGGAGUUGUUGCAGUAUCUUAACACAGCUGAAUUUGCAAUGCGUGAAGAGCUGGCUCUGAAGGCAGCCAUUCUUGCAGAGAAGUUUGCUCCAAAUCUUUCAUGGUAUGUUGAUGUUAUACUUCAGUUGAUAGACAAAGCGGGAGAUUUUGUAAGUGAUGAUAUAUGGUAUCGAGUGGUGCAAUUUGUCACCAACAAUGAGGAUCUUCAGGCAUAUGCUGCAGCUAAGGCGAGGGAAUACCUUGACAAGCCUGCUUUGCAUGAGACCAUGGUCAAGGUCAGUGCUUACCUUCUUGGAGAGUAUGGCCACCUUUUGGCCCAAAGACCUAGUUGUAGCCCCAAGGAGUUGUUUACCAUUAUAAAUGACAGGCUUCCAACAGUAUCGUCAAGUACUGUUGCCAUUAUUAUCUCAGCCUAUGCCAAGAUACUUAUGCACACUCAGCCUCCUGAUGCGGGACUGCAGCAACAAAUCCUGACAAUAUUUAAAAAGCAUGAAAGUUAUAUCGAUGUUGAAAUUCAGCAGAGAGCAGUUGAAUAUUUUGAACUAAGCAGAAAGGGUCCUGCUUUGGCUGAUGUAUUGGCUGAAAUGCCAAAAUUUCCUGAACGUGAGUCUGCUCUGUUGAAAAAGGCUGAAGAUGCUGAAGUUGACACAGCAGAGCAGAGUGCCAUAAAACUACGAAGUCAGCAACAAUCAUCCAGUGCUAUUGUUGUAGCUGCUCAGCCCCCUGUAAACGGACCAGCACCAGCUGCUAAUCAUCUAACUCUUGUGAAGAUGCCAAGUCAAAACAUUGCUGAAGAGAGCAAUGUCAGUCAUGAAGAAACAGCGGUAGAAGCUCCAAAAGAAAAUGGUGCUCCCGUCGAAGUUCAGAGAAAUGUCGAGAUCAUCACUGAGCCCGCUCCUGUUAGUAAAGUUGAGCCUCCUGCAUCUCGUCCUGCUUCUCAAGCAGACCUCCUUGCAGACCUUUUGGGCCCUCUUGCAAUAGAGGGUCCUCCUGCUGCUGUAGAGCAAAUUCCUGCUCAAGGAUUGGAGGCUAAUCAAAGUCCAGUAGGUGACUUGGCACUAGCUACCCUUGAGGACCAGUCCAACUCUGUUCAGCCAAUUGUCAAUGUGGAGGAGAAGUUUAAUAUAUUGUGCACGAAAGAUAGUGGAGUUCUGUAUGAGGAUCCUAACAUCCAGAUUGGUUUAAAAGCAGAGUGGCGGGCCCAUCAUGGUCGUCUUAUUCUUUUCCUGGGGAAUAAAAAUACUUCGCCCCUUUUGUCAUUGAGGGCUUUGAUUUUGCCUCCUAGCCAUUUUAAAGUGGAACUCUCGUCAGUACCUGAUACUAUUCCUCCUAGAGCACAGGUGCAAAUCCCAGUCGAGGUUACAAAUCUCCGCGCGAGUAGAGAUGUUGCUGUUCUUGAUUUCUCAUAUAAACAUGGAGCUGCACUGGUGAACGCUAAACUUCGACUUCCUAUUCUGUUGCAUAAAUUCUUGCAACCUAUAACUCUUUCCCCUGAAGAUUUUUUCGCCCAUUGGAAAACAUGGAAUGUUCAGUCACUCAAGGUUCAAGAAGUGGUUAGAGGUGUAAAACCAUUACCUAUUCCUGAGAUGGCUAGCCUUCUCUUGAGCCUUCACCUGGCAGUUACUCCUGGACUUGAUACCAACCCGAACAACAUGGUGGCAUGUGCUACAUUCUUUUCGGAAACAACCAAUGCCGCGCUUUGUCUGGUGAGAGUUGAAACAGAUCCCCAAGACAGAAGUCAGCUCCGGCUAACAGUUGCAUCAGGAGAUCAAAACCUGACAUUCGAGUUGAAGGAGUAUAUCAAGGAACAUUUGAUCGACAUCCCGAGGGCUCGAGUGGCCCCCCCUCCCACUCCACAACAACCACAGCUGCCUCCAGCAGCGGUGCCGGCGACAACAUAUAACGACCCUGGUGCCAUGCUAGCUGGGUUGCUAUGAAACCAGACGAUGCUGGCAGACGUACAUUGCAGUAGUUUUUCAUCUAACACCGCCCAGAAGCUUCCAUCUUGCCACCAAGACGAUGAAGCGCUGUCGAAGGUAUGAUAAUGACUGGGCGGGAAGGAAGGGGCUGGCGGGGUGGGUUCUCCUUGCUGCACCGGAGAGGAGAGAAAAGGAAGCACUGUAUUGUAUUCUUUUGGGCCCUUAGUAGCAUCGAUCGAUGGAUCAUAAUUUGUGUUUGCCAUAGUGUGUAAUCGUGCUUCUCUUGUUCCUUGAGAUGUAUCCUACUACUACUACUACUAGUACAGUAAGUACCUGGGAAGGAAGUGGAUUGGUGGUGGUGAAGAUGACUUGACAUGUGUAGCUUUUUUGUGUGGUCGUGCGAGUGUUUAUAUAAAGAAAAAGGUUGUUAGGUUUGCUGCCAACCAAAGGCAUCCUGGCCGAUGAUGA